AUUUUUUGAAGUUAAAGAAUGAAUAUUUUUAUAUCGAAGUUUUUUAAAAAAUUUGACGAUGAUUUUUACAAUGUUUCUCGAAAUCGUUAAUUGUAGUAAAAUGUUUUGAACAAUCAGGGAAGGGACAAUCAACAUAAAAGAAAAAGGAUUGUAAAUGAUUUUCUACGUUGUAGAUUUUUUUCUUAUUAAUAAAUUUACAUUUCUCCUGACAAAGGAAACAAGAAUAAUUGUGACCAGAGCCAGUCAUAAAGUGAGAAUAUAUUUCUUUUUCUUGCUCUUUGCUAACAAUUAGUCCAGUGUUCCGAUCUCGUAAAAAAUGGAUAACUUGUUUUUUAUACAAUCUGGACUUAUCCAUAUUUUUUCAUUAUUUAUCAUCUCCUGCUUCACCCUGUUCCAUCUCCAUCCCAGCAUCAUUUGCAGCCUCGUUUUCAAAUAUUUUCUCAUCAUUUUUUUCGUCCAUUUCCUUUUCAUCUUCGUCAUCAUCCUCUUCAAUUGAAUCAUCAUUGAUUACGGGUAUUAAAAGUGACAAUCUCAUUAAAACCACAAAACAAUUAUCAGGUUCUUCGUCAAUUGACUUAUCCUCGAUUUUGUUAAUAUUUUUUGGGAAUAAGUCAAAAGAUGCCAAAAAUUUUUCUUAGUUUUGGUUGGAUUUAUCCAUUAUUAAAACACUGAAGUACAGUCAAACCUGUCAAAAUGAGACUCUCUUAAAAUGAGACGUUGCCAAGCAACAUAGUAACCAUUGAGAGACUUCAUUCAAAGUUAAGUUAACGUUUUUUCAAAAUGCCUCGUCGUAAUCUCAACUACCAUGAGAAAUUAAAACUUAUUCAAGUGAAAUCUAAAAAUAAACAUGUUGACCAAUUGAUGAGUGAAUUCAAAGUGAGCAGAGCAACAGUAUUCCGUAUAUUGAAUAACUCAGAGAAAAUCAUCAAAACUGUCAAUGGUUGUAAAGGUAAAAUGAAGAGAAUUGUUGAAUCAGUUGAUUCUUUUGAUCAAAAAAUGGUUCAAUAUAUUAAACAAAUGAAUGAAUUUGGUUUUCCAGUAACAAGUUUGAUGUUAAAACUAAAGGCUAAAAGAUUGGCGGCAAAUGAAAACAAAGAACUUGUAGGUUCAAAUGGAUGGUUGGAUUGCUUUAAAAAACGAUGUAAUAUCAAACAUGGAAGACUCAGUGGUGAAUCAGCAAGCACUAACAUGGAGAUUGUGACCAAAUUUAAAGAUGAAAUUAUACCAACAAUAAUACUCAAAUAUCCACCACAAUUCAGAUACAAUUUAGAUGAAACAGCAAUUUUCUAUCGCCAACUGCCAAACAAAACAUAUUUUGUUUCAAAGUCUGCUCAUUUUGGUUCAAAGAUAUCAAAGGAAAGAGUUUCAAUUUUAAUCGGAUGCAAUCAUCGAGGUGAUAAACUUAUUCCUAUGAUAAUUGGAAAAUCUAAAAAUCCAAGAGCAUUGAAAGCUAACUAUUCCGAGUUUCAAAAUCUACAAAUAAUUUAUAAGUCAAAUAGUUCAGCUUGGAUGACACUUAAACUCUUCGAUCAUUAUCUAUCUGAAUGGCACAAGGAAUUAAUAGAGAAAGAUGAAAAAAUAGCUCUCAUCAUUGACAAUUUUGCAGGACAUAAGGUUGAUGAGAAUAAGUUUCCUAAUAUUCAAUUUUAUUGGUUACCUCCACAAACUACUUCACAUCUUCAACCAAUGGAUAAUGGCAUAAUCAAAGCCUUCAAAAACAAAUAUGUUCAACAUUUAUUUCAAAGAUUCUCGGAAUAUUUUGAUCAAAACAUGUCACUCAAUGUUAUCAUGAAAAACAUCAAUAUUUUUGAUGCUUUGAAAUGGAUAAAUGACUCUUGGUCGGAAGUUUCAAUGGACACCAUCAUUAAUUGUUGGAAUCAUGCUGGUUAUCGUGAAGAGAUUGUUGAUGAAUCUCUAAUAAUUGAGAAUAUUGAAAAUAAUGAUGAAGAUGAUAAUGUUGCUCAAAUUUACAGUCAGUUAACUGAAGGCAUCAAAGAUUCACCGACUUUAGUUGAAUACAUGGAUAGACUGACGAUGAAUGAUUUAAACACCUAUUCAGUGUCAGAUUAUGAGAGUACAAGGUCUUUGUAAACUGUAUUUAAUUUAAAUUAAUCUAAAGUUCAAUAAAAACUCACGAAAUGAACAAAUUUAA
Tetranychus urticae (two-spotted spider mite) is the source of this 2152-nucleotide messenger RNA. NCBI's taxonomy places the organism in Eukaryota, Metazoa, Arthropoda, Arachnida, Trombidiformes, Tetranychidae. The record is from RefSeq and is a predicted model, not a curated record.